This is a messenger RNA of Brachypodium distachyon (stiff brome), 2720 nucleotides long. RefSeq lists its product as uncharacterized. Lineage: Eukaryota; Viridiplantae; Streptophyta; Magnoliopsida; Poales; Poaceae. Bases 270 to 2552 code for a protein of 760 amino acids. The transcript is spliced from 3 exons. The record is from RefSeq and is a predicted model, not a curated record.
GACGGCGAGAGACCCAGCCUCCCCUCCGCCUCCCUCCCCCCCUUUCCACUACUUCUCCCUAGCACGGUGACCUCCUUCCUACCUUCGCGGAGCAGCACCACCACGCGCCGACGCUUGCGCUCGCUGAGGCGCCGCCUUCUCCGGAAUCAUCCGCUCCCGUCCCCGCGUUCUUGGACGAGAAAGUCCUUCUGGGCUUUGAUCAAUUUCUGCCGGGGGCCGAGUGUGAGGUGAUGGUGGUGGGGCAGUGAGGGCGGGCGAAGGUUAGUGCGAUGGGAAGCGUCGGGGGAGAGGAGGAGUUCCCCGCCGGCGUGACGGGGGCGGACGCCGAGGUGGGUGCGCUCGUCUGGGUGCGCCGCCGCAACGGAUCCUGGUGGCCCGGACGGAUCCUCGGCCAGGACGAGCUGCCCGAGAACUGCGUCGUCCCGCCGCGCUCCGCCGGCACGCCCAUCAAGCUCCUCGGCCGCCCCGACGGCAGCAUUGACUGGUAUAAUCUUGAGAAGUCUAAGCGUGUGAAGGCAUUCCGGUGUGGGGAGUAUGAAGAGUGUAUAGAAAAAGCUAAGGUUCUAGCUCACCAGCACAAGAGGGCAUACAAUGAAGGAAAAUAUGUUCGCAGAGAGGAUGCCAUUUUACAUGCUCUUGAAAUCGAAAGAUCUCGCUUUCCAGAUGAAAACGAGGUAGACGAUGUUGUGUGUGCAUCCCAGAGCACCUAUUCUGCAAAAUCUAAAAACACAAGUGGAACCAACAAAAGAUCUUCUCGUGUUGCAAGAGGUCUGUAUGAUAUUGAAGAAAAGUCACCUCAAGGUUUAUCUCCAGCAUCGUUCAAAGUGCCGCAAAAUAUAUCCUCUUCAAGCACUAGAUAUGCUUCAUCAUCAAGGAAGAAGCGAAAGACUUCAAACAAAUUUGAGGGUAAUACAGGUCAAGGAUUCCGGCGUAUGAGAGACCUUAUCGGAUCAAAGAAGGCCCCCAGACAGAAGUCAAGUGCAGGUUCAAAUGGGUAUCAGGAUCUACCUCUUCUUGAAAGUGGGACAAGCUUUGGGUAUGAGUUGUCUAGCACCAAUGGAAUAAAAAAUAGUAAGCAGUCCCAUUCAUUGACAAAAAGGAAACGCUCUAAUAUCGGCCAAGCUUAUGAAAAUUCAAGGAAGAAAGACAGGCGCCGACCUCUAUCGAAAUUAUCUGAAGAUUCAGCGGUGACAGUCCCAUCAUAUUCUCCCUGGGACCUUUCAGGGCAGUCUUCUGUCCAGUACCCUGGAGACAAACUAUCCAAUGUGUUUGAAUCAAGCAAGGGGAAGUCUGCUUUGUCAGUGAAUGUGAAUAAUUAUUCAUACAGCUCAGGCACUUCAAGUGCAGAGACCUUAGCAGAUGCAUCAUGGACCAAUCACAGUGGUGCCACCAAAGCUUUUCAACUGAAGGAAGAAGUCUCAGGCACGACUGGGUUUCUCAAUGAUGACUGCUCUGAUGGUGAUGAAGUUUUUGACACUCGCUUUACCAUGGAGGAUGAUGUCCUGGCUGAAGGUCAUUUGCACACGCGUGAAUCCUGUGCAUAUGUAAAGGAUGCGAUCUUAAAACCCAAAAGGCGAACUACUGACUAUAGCAUUACAAGUUCCAAGAAACAAAACAUACAGGUUGAUAAGAAUUUGUUGGUGCAACAAUAUGAAAGGAAAAUAAAACACCAGGAACAAGGCGAAGAUGUUAUUGGGUUGGAUGCAAGAGAGGCAAGUGCUUCUUUCUGUAAGCACACUGAUCCUGGGAAUAACAUGGAAGAUAUGAUAGUUCCUGGAGCUGGUGGUGCCGGUGUUAUGGGGCAACAAUACUGUGAAAGCGGACCUGAGCAUGAUGAGUCAUCUGAAACUAUAAGCAACCAUUCACACUCGGGGAUGGUUGUGGCAGCAUCUGCAUACUAUAAGUCACCGUUGCAAAUGAUACUGCCUGAGCAGAAACCUGAUCUCAAAUAUGCAACAUGCCAUUCCGUAAAGCCAAUCAAGAGUGUUUUUCGAGACUACAAACUUUAUGAUGUUGAGUUGGAAGCUGAUGGAACUUUUAAGGGUCAUCGUGUGCCUCUUGUUUCUCUUGACAGUGAAUGGAAUGGUAAACCUAUUGUGGGGCUCCCUGUAACUGUUAAGGUUUUGGAUGAUAGCUGUGCUGCAGAAAGUAGAGACGUUGACCAUCCAGCAACAAGCAGUCUUAACCACUUGCUGAAGGGGAGCAAAGUUGCAGAACCGCGGCAACCAAGAUCGUCACAUGCAUCAAGAUCAAAACACAGUGGUCGUAAAAAGAUCUCGGAGCGUGAUACGGAUAAGUCCUGGCGACCGCAUACCAAGCAAUCAACAACAUCUUCACCAAAGAAAAUGCGCAGGCUCUCAUCCUUUGCCAGUAGUCGUAGGGAGCGCAAAAACAGAAAGCCUGUACUUGGAAAAAUUGGUGGACCCACUAUCGCGUGCAUCCCGCUUCGACUAGUUUUCAGUAGGAUCAAUGAAGCAUUAAGCUUUCCAGUGAGAUCAGGAAACCCCACCGGAGUAGCCCUGCCAGGACUUUGCAUUGAAGAGAGCCCCUGAUCAUACAUUUACUAGCUUUUCAUGUACAUUAGUCACCAUAUAAUUUUUUAAAGCUUGAUGCCUGGCAUGUUAAUAUGACUGUUAUGUGCUUGUAAUCCGUAGUUCCAGUAGGCAAUUGCUACAUACCCACCGUGAGUGUCGUCCAAUGGUGGAAGAAAAUAAGCAGCA